Trichoderma atroviride IMI 206040 is the source of this 1558-nucleotide messenger RNA. RefSeq lists its product as uncharacterized. The record is from RefSeq and is a predicted model, not a curated record. NCBI's taxonomy places the organism in Eukaryota, Fungi, Ascomycota, Sordariomycetes, Hypocreales, Hypocreaceae.
AUGACAGGCAAUCGGUCCCUCUAUCUGGCUUUUGUUGCGUCCGCCACCCUCUUUCUCUAUGCGGUAUUCAACCAGUGGGGCAGUGUAACGGCAGAGAACUUUGAGCAGAUUGCGCGCAAAUAUGGCACAGACAAAGUCACCACUCACCAAUAUCAAUUCAUGUACGACAAGUAUCUGUCGGGCAUUCGAGACGAUCAGUUGAAGGUCUUGGAGAUUGGCCUUGGCUGCAACAUGGAUUAUGGCCCCGGAGCUUCCUAUUACACUUGGCUCGAAUACUUUCCCUACGUCAACCUCUACUUUAUCGAGUACGAUGGACAGUGCGCCAAAAAAUACCAAGACAAAACCCCCAACGCGCACGUCUUCGUCGGCGAUCAGGCAGACACUCUCUUCCUCGCAAGGUUUUCCACAGAAGCAACCGCAGACGGGCUUUUUGAUAUAAUAAUAGAUGAUGGCGGGCACACAAUGGACCAGCAGAUGACUUCCCUGGAGUUUCUCUGGAAAGUCGUCAAGCCGGGCGGCUUAUAUGUGAUUGAGGAUCUACAGACCAGCUACUGGGAGUCUUUUGGCGGAAAUCCUUUGGGAAGGAGUUCUUCCAAAGAGACUACCAUUACUUACUUGUACCAACUAGUUGACGACUUGAUGAUUGGGAAAAACGCGAAGCAAAUAAGCCACGAUUUGCUCUCCGUCGACUGCAUGGCGGAGAUUUGUGCACUCCGCAAGAAGGAGCAUAUAUAAUGGGAUCAUGACUAGUAGAGAUGAUUACAAUGCGACAUUAUAGCCAAGGCUAGCAAGAUUGAUAAGAUUAAUUUAUUUUAAUUCUACUGAAUCUAGUGUUAUGUUUUGUGAAAACCUCACUGUGCACUAUGCAAGAAGGAGCAUCUAUAAAGAAUCACCAGAUGACGUUUUAUCAAGACUAGCGAGACUGACAAGAUUAAUGUACUUCAAUUCUAUUGCAUCUAGUGCUAGGUAUUGUAAUUAAAGUCAUGGCAAAAGAAUUGCAGCUGAUAUCGUAUAGUUAUAUAAUUAUUCUUCCUCUCUCAAAAUGACCAUUUCUUUUUCUCCCAUCUCCUUCACAUGAUGACACACUUCACUGGAAGACCACAGAAGCCAUCCUUCUCAUUCUCCUCUCUCUCCGGGAUCGGCUCCGGCUUGGGGGCAGCCGGAGUAGACGAAUUGGUUGGGGCCACCUUGACAGCCGACUUCUUCUCUUUGCUGCCAUGUAGUCACGAGGAGAGAGUCUCGGCAAAGGCCUGGCCCUGGGCGGUGGCAAUUCGGAGCUCGAGCUCGGAAGGCUGGCGAGAGCCAUCGGCACCGGCGAAGGAACCGGCGCCCCAGGGAGAGCCACCGUGAACCUCGGUGAGGUUGGUGACGUCGGGGAAGGUCUUGGCGUAGCCGAGGGGAACGUAGAUGAUGCCGUGGUGAGCCAGGGUGGACAUGGCGGAGAGGGCAGUGGACUCCUGACCACCGCCGGGAGUUCCAGUGGUGAUGAAGAGACCGGCCUUCUUGCCCCAGUAGCCGCCGGAGGUCCAGAUUCCACCGGUCAUGUCCCAAAAGGUCU